Molecule: messenger RNA, 5834 nt
Organism: Alosa sapidissima (American shad)
Lineage: Eukaryota; Metazoa; Chordata; Actinopteri; Clupeiformes; Clupeidae
Gene: sorcs3a
Product: sortilin related VPS10 domain containing receptor 3
Exons: 27
Coding region: 4-3813 (1269 amino acids)
Cellular component (GO): membrane
Molecular function (GO): protein binding
Source: RefSeq, a predicted model, not a curated record
GCUAUGGAGACGGGUUCUGGUUUGUUACACGUCUUCAAUUUAAUUUUAUCUGUAUGUUUUAUCAUAUCCGCUAAUAUUAUAAUAACGACCCGGGCAGAUAUAUCUUGUGAAUCUUGCCCGUCGCCGUUGCGAGUUAACCGAAAGGAUGUACAUCUGGAUAUGCGCACCGUUCCGGCAGGGACUGGGAAUCCUCCGACACAUGCCGGACCGGAGCCGAGAGUUUUUGACAAAAAUAUUGGAGUAUUCGCCGAACAAACUGGCACUAGUCCUGUGGAUGUAGCUACAUUUCAGAAAGAUUUUGAACGAUACGGAGACAACACGAAAGUCUCCUCGGAAGCUUCAGUUCUGGGUACUAAAAGCGAAGAAUUUGAUUUGGGAAUGCCGAAUAUCUCCGAUGGAGGAUCCGAAUUUCACAAAGUGGAGAAAGGGGAUGCGACAUUUUUUAGGGCCAAACGAAGCGAACCGGAGCCCUUUGAAUUCACUGAAGGCGCGUGGACCAGCGAAGGCGACCGAAUGUUCAGUGACUCAUCGACCAAAAGGAAGAUCCCCGGCCCGCUUUUGGACGAGCAAAAACGGAGGUCCGAACCCCGGUGGAACAGGGAUGAAGCUAAAGUAACCAACACCAAGCAAGACGAGCCGAAACUAACAAGCAGCACUUUUGCUCUAACUGGAGACUCUGCCCACAACCACGCUGUCGUGUAUUGGUCUGGGCAAAAUAGCAGCGUGAUUUUGAUCCUCACCAAGCUCUAUGACUUCCACCUGGGGAGUGUGACUGAGAGCACCUUAUGGAGGUCGACGGAUUACGGGACAACUUAUGAGAAACUGAACGACAAAGUCGGAGUGAAGACUGUUCUCAGCUACCUGUACGUGUGCCCGACCAACAAGAGGAAGAUAAUGGUGUUGACCGAUCCGGAGUUUGAGAGCAGCGUGCUCAUCAGCUCGGACGAGGGGGCCAGCUACCAGAAGUACCGCCUGAGCUUCUACGUCCUGAGCCUGCUCUUCCACCCUGCGCAGGAGGACUGGGCCUUGGCCUACAGCCACGAGCAGAAGUUGUACAGCUCAGUCGAUUUCGGCAGGAAGUGGCAGCUUGUCCAUGAAGCCGUGACGCCUAACAGAUUCUACUGGUCCGUAAUCGGUCUGGAUAAGGAGACUGACCUUGUCCACCUGGAGGCCAACACACCUGAUGGACGUGCACAGUAUGUGACCUGUCGGGCACAGAGCUGCUCUGAGACCAACCGCAACUACCCGUUCGCUGGCUACAUCGACACCAACUCGCUGGUGGUCCAGGACGACUACAUGUUCAUUCAGGUCACCUCGGCUGGACGGGCGUGGUAUUACGUUUCCUAUCAGAGGGAGGCCUUCAUGAGAAUUAAACUGCCCAAAUAUUCCCUUCCCAAGGACAUGCACAUCAUCAGCACGGACGAAGGCCAGGUGUUUGCCGCCGUGCAGGAGUGGAACCAGAACGACACCUACAACAUCUACAUCUCCGACCCGACAGGCAUCCUCUUCACCCUGGCCCUGGAGAACGUCAAGGCCAGCCGCGGCCUCGGGGGCAACAGCAUGAUCGACCUGUACGAGGUAGCAGGCAUUAAGGGGAUGCUGAUCGCCAACCGCAAGCUGGAGAACCAGGUGAAGACCUACAUCACCUACAACAAGGGCCGCGACUGGAGACUGCUGCAGGCGCCCACCAGCGACAUUGAGGGGAACGACAUCCACUGCGUCCUGCCUUUCUGCUCCCUGCACCUUCAACUGCAAAUGUCAGAAAACCCAUACCUCUCAGGAAGCAUAAUCAGCAAGAACUCUGCACCCGGAGUCAUCGUGGCCACAGGAAACAUCGGUUCGGAGCUCUCCUACAACAACGUGGGAAUGUUCAUAUCCUCCGACGCCGGGAACAGCUGGAGGCAGAUCUUUGAAGAAGAGCACAAUGUCUGGUUCUUGGACAAGGGAGGCGCCUUGCUCGCUGUCAAACAGCCCACCGUGCCUACCAGACAUCUCUGGGUGAGCUUUGACGAGGGCCGACAGUGGGACCGCCACAGCUUCUCCAUGGUGCCUCUGUUUGUGGACGGCGUGCUGGUGGAGUCGGGCAUGGACAGCCAGAUCAUGACGUUUUUUGGACAUUUUAGCCAUCGAUCGGAGUGGCAGCUCAUUAAGAUUGACUACAAGUCACUCUUCUCCAGACGGUGCACAGAGGGUGACUUCCAGACCUGGCACCUCCACAACCAGGGUGAGCCGUGUGUGAUGGGCCAGAAGCAGAUCUACAUGAAGCGUCGCCCGGGCAACCACUGCAUGCUCGGCCGUGACUACGCCAGGGUCCUGUCCGCUGAGCCCUGCAUUUGCCGAGCGCACGACUUUGAAUGUGAUUACGGGUACGAGCGGCGUGGGGACGGUAACUGCUCGCCGUCGUUCUGGUACAACCCUGCCACGGUGUCCAGGAGCUGCAGUCACGGACAGAACUACCUCAACAGCACGGGAUACCGCAAGGUGGCGGCGAAUAACUGCACCCGGGGGGUGAAGGAGAUGUACACGGCCCGGCGGCAGCAGUGUCCCAACCGGCCGCCCCGCGGCCUGCAGCUCAGCACUGGAGAGGAGGAGAAGCUGACCGCUCCACUCGCCUCCAACGUCACCUUCCUGGUGCAGCUCGAAGAGGGAGACUCGAUGCGGACACACAUCCAGCUGGACUUCGGCGACGGCACGGCCGUGUCCUACUCCAACCUCACCUGGGCUGAGGAGGGCAUCAAGCACAUGUACCGCAGUGCCGGAAUCUUCCGCGUCACCGCGCUGGCGGAGAACGAGAUGGGUGCCGAUAGCACCUCUCUCUACCUGCACGUUACGUGUGCUGUGGAGCAUGUCCAGCUGCUGGCUCCGUUCGUGGUCAUCCGGAACAAGGAGGUGAACCUGACCGCCGUCGUUGGGCCCAGCCAAUCCCGGACACUCACCUACUUCUGGUGGCUCGGUAAUAGCUCCGAGCCCAUUGUGACGCUGGAUGGCAGCAUCUCCCACACCUUCACCAGCGAGGGCAUGCACACGGUCACCGUGCAGGUGUCCUCGGCCAACUCCAUCCUGCAGGACACCAAGACCAUCGCCGUGCAAGAAUUCUUCAAAUCGUUACUUUUAUCUUUCUCCCCUAAUCUGGACGAGGUCAACCCUGACAUCCCGGAGUGGAGACAGGACGUUGGCAGGGUAAUUAAGAAGGCUCUACUGCAAAUUGCUGAUGUUCCGGAAAAACAGCUCCUGGUCGCAGUGUUUCCUGGAAUUCCAACUGCUGCCGAGCUGUUCCUCCUGCCCAGCAAGAACCAGUCCAAGGGCCGGAAAGAGAACGAGGAAGAGCUAGAGCAGAUUUCAGAGGUCCUUGUCAGCGCCUUGAACCAGAACCUGGUGGAGUUUGAGCUGAAGCCCGGUUCUCGCAUCAUUGUUUACAUCACACAAUUAACCUUGGCACCGCUUGUAGACUCGAGCCCGAGACACAGUAGCUCUGCGAUGCUCAUGCUUCUCUCCGUGGUGUUCCUGGGUUUAGCCGUCUUUCUCAUCUAUAAAUUCAAAAGAAAAAUCCCGUGGAUCAACAUCUACGCCGAGGUGAACCACGAGAAGGAACAGGAGAUGAUCAACACGGUGGGGCAGAGCGAAACGGCGCCCAAGAUCACCCUCAGCGAGUUCCCCACGCAGAAGGAGCUCAUGGAGAAGGAGCUGGAGUGCCGUGCCAAACGUAAGCUCGGAACUCCAGCUCAUCGUUGCUGCCGCGGUGACUUGGGCAGAGGGGGCAUGGCGAACACCUGCGAAAGCACAAGGGAGAUUCCAAACUGUACGAGUGUGUAAAAGAAAAUCUGUCGGCGUCACCGAGGUCUGCACGCAAGGAGGAGACGCCAUUCAUGAGGGUCCCCCUGGUUUCCUUUUGUAACCCCCCCGCCCCCCAAAACCAUCAUGUUAAUACUUUUCUAAGGCGCUCAUUUCUACCGAUCUGCAUGGAUGUCCCAUUUGUUAAGAUGUACGCGGCAGAUUCAAAGAACAACCAUUAAAAAAAGACAAAAAAAAGACAUACAGUUAAAAGAACUGAACCCGUUGUUGAGGACUUAGGUGAUACAGAAGAGAAUGGGCAGUGUGAUUUGAUUAAACAUGUGGCCAUGACUAAUAGCUUUGAGCUCAGAGGGUGUAAAUCUCCAUACUGUAGUGCUUCUUCUCAACAUGGAAAUGUCCCCUUCGUCCCCUUCGUACACUGUGUUGUUUAAGUCCGUUAGAAAGUACGUAAGGGCAAACGAGGAAGCUCUAGGUGUUCCAUAGGUUCCAAGCAGGUUCAUGUACAUCAAGGACAUCACUGGUUAUUUGUUUACUUUGUUGAAGUUUCGUGAUUGUUUUAGUUGUGCAGUUGGCCUCGACUCAGCUGCUGCUCCUAAACCUCUCCACAUUAGCCACCGUCACCUUUAACUCCACAUUUUGAAAAGCCUCAUGUGAACGUUUACUAUUUUUAAAACAUGACAGUGAGAGAGGAGGGGGGUGGCCUCUCAUUUCCAUAUUAAUUAUCAGUUGGGCCAUGGAAAGAGGGGUCAAAGCUAAACAAGUUAUGCAAAUGCUUGCGGAGAAACAAAGGCUUUGUGAACCUGCCACGAGGAUGAGUGUCAUAUGCGAAAGACCAAGUGCUCUGGCAAUCAGUCAAAUAGUUGUUAGUGCUUUUCUCUUGUAGGCCCCAGUUGUUUGUAACCAGAGAGGGAGAGAUAAAGAGCACAUUGUUAUAUGACAUCACUCUGAUCGCUAAGAUUAAUACCAAGUCGAAACAAGUUGACUUAACCUGCUUAAAAAUAACGGUGGUGGUAAUCAUACCUGUCAUCACGGUGUGACAUUCUGGGUAGAAAAUCAAGAGAGAGAGAAUGUCUCCAAACAACAUUAGACAUUUUAGUCUUUUUUUUUUUUUUGGUUCGUUUUGUUUCUUUGGCUCUAUAAAUUAAUGCCUCUCUUGACUCUCAGCCUGCGGGUGUGUUUGACAGAUUUUGAUCCAACGUGUUAAAACGGAGCUAAUGUCUUUCUAGUCAGACAUAGAACAUUUUUGUUUUGUUGCAGAGGUGCAUCUCAAGACUUGUCGACUCUCUUGUGUUCCUAUUUUCCCCCUUUUAGUCCAUUAUCCUGUAAUGGCUUCUCUUUCUCAGCGUGCUGUAUGUCCAUAGCGAUAAUCACUUUUCAUAUAAGGUUCGGACUGAAACUAAUGUAAGCAUUGUAUAUUUGCUUGAUUUGCAAAAGUGUUUAUAAUUUUUGGUUGAUCUAAUUUGUACUGCUUGUGUGGACAUAGUUUACAGCUUAUGUCUAAAUAUUAAGUGGAAGCCUUAUAAAAGAUAAUGCCUUUAUCCACAUAACACCACAUUUUGCCAUUACAGUGAUACCAGUUGAAUUCAGAGCUCAUACAUACUGUAGUCCGCUAAGAAUUUAUCUUUUUUUCCCUAUCCUGUUCAAGUAUUCUUUGGGUAUAUCAUUAAAUAUUGUAAAAUAUUCUGAUAUUUAUUGGAAUAUUUUAUACAAUAUAUUAUGUUGCAGCUUUUUUGUGUUCAGCCUAAUUGUAUCAGUCAUUGGUCUACUGGUAAACAGCAUUGAACUGUAUUAUAGAUCAUUCAAGAUCAUUCUAUUUCUCUGUAUAUACAGCAAAUACUAUAUGACUUCAUCUUUACUUGGCUGUAAUGUAAAUAGGAUCAGGAAGACAGUAGACCUGGCCAUAGUCUCUUUUACAUUUAAAGUGUGUUGAGAAUCUAAACAUUGCUUACAAAUUCUAAAUCAUUUUAGUGGUUUUUAAGAGGUCCUUGACUUGUGCAUGUUAUUUCAGAGGACUUGAUUUCAGUGUUGUAGAUAAGUGCUGU